AUGGAGACAAACGAAUCCAAUUUACGAAAAAGAAAUAUAAAUUUGGAGGAAGAAAUUGAAGAUAGUUCAGAAUCGGAAGAAGAAUAUAUGACAAGUAGUUCUAAUUUAGAAUCUGUAACUAAAAAUAAAAAGUCCAGACAGUUUUCUGAGAUAUGGAGUUAUUAUAUUAAGGGGGCGGAAAAAAGUCACGGACAUUAUGAAGCUACUUGUUAUUAUUGUCUUCCUAAAAAGUUUUGGGCAAGAGGAAAACCAGCAAAAUUAGAAGCACAUUUAGCGAAUGAGUGUUCCAAUUGUCCUGAGCAUAUAUCACAAUAUUGGCGAGACAAAGUAGCAGAAAGAAGUUCCAAUUAUACCCGAAAAAAAAAUGUCUUACCAUCUCCAGCACAACCAUCAAUAACAUCUCAUUUUUCAUCUAAUCAUCUAUUACCAAAAGCUACAGAAAUAGUACGAAUAAAUUGUGCAAUUGAUAAAGAAAUAGAUAAAGCUGAUUAUUUAACUCUAGAGGCAAUAACAAAUCAAGAAAUAGUUAGUUUAAUAUCUAAUGAAGAUUUUUUUAUAACCUGUCGACUAGUACGUUCCAUUUGGCAACCUAUUAAAGAAAUAAUCUAUGCAUUGGAAGCUAAUGAAGCAACAUUAGCUGAUUGUUUUGCAUAUCUAAUUGGGUUAGCCGUCGCUAUUGAACGUUUGUCUGAAAUGAACACUUUUAAAACCUCUGCAAUUAAUAUCUUUAAUCGACGAUAUGAAGAAUUUUUACAUCCACUUUAUCUUUUGGCAUAUUAUAUUCAUCCACAAUACAGAGGAAAAGGUCUAAAAGAUAAUGGGUUUCGUAAAGCAGCUCUUACGUCUCUUGAGCUUUGGCAAAAUCUUGGGCAUACUCGGUUAGAAGGCACAGAUAUUCCAAAAAUUUGGUGGGGCUAUGAAGAGGAUCAAAUAAGUGUUAAUGAUGAGACUUCAUUAGAUAAUAUAACAUCUAAUUAUUCUACAACCUUGUUAAUUGAGGAAAUUAUUGACUUAGGAAUUGAAAAUUUAGAAUCUUCUGUAGUAGAAAUGGCUCAUACCGUUUUAGCUGCUGAUUUGGAUUAUGAUCCCUGUGAUGUAUUAAAUAAUUUUUUAGAAUGUGAAAAGCAAAGCAAGUAG
This is a messenger RNA of Cetraspora pellucida, 1137 nucleotides long. The record is from the annotation of a GenBank genome assembly. NCBI's taxonomy places the organism in Eukaryota, Fungi, Glomeromycota, Glomeromycetes, Diversisporales, Gigasporaceae.